This is a messenger RNA of Danio aesculapii, 894 nucleotides long. RefSeq names its product cerebellin 13 (gene cbln13). Lineage: Eukaryota; Metazoa; Chordata; Actinopteri; Cypriniformes; Danionidae. The coding region runs from base 81 to 719 and encodes 212 amino acids. The record is from RefSeq and is a predicted model, not a curated record. The transcript is spliced from 4 exons. Gene Ontology annotation, molecular function: protein binding.
GUGUUUGCUUUUCAGCAUCAUGUGAUUCCAUACUGACCCAAACUCAGAAAUCAAACAUAAAAAGCAUAAAAACAACACCCAUGUAUGCAGCUUUGAAAAUGUCGGCUACUCAAAAGAUGCUUUUAUUGGUAUGUGUCGGAGUCUCACUGGCACACGAUUUAAUUACACCAGAACAGUUAAAGAACAUUGAGGCAAGACUAAAAGCUACAGAGGAAACAGUGAAAGAACUAAAGAGAGAGAAUGAAGCUUUAAGGAUAUUGGCGAAAGGCUCAAGUGAUAAACUUGAAUCUAUUGAAGCAGAAAAUAAAGCCAAAAAGGUUGCCUUUUCAGCUGGACUUUUGGCAUCCGGAUCACAACAAACUGGACCCUUUAAUACUCGACAGACUCUGGUUUACAAAAAAAUCUUCGCUAAUUUUGGAAAUGCUUAUGACUCCAGCACUGGUAUUUUCACAGCACCAGUGAAUGGGGUCUAUUUCUUCAGAUUUUAUGCUCAUGCUCAUCCAACUAAUCAAAUGGCUGUCAGUCUCCAUAAAAAUAAUCAGAUACAAUGCUCAGUGUUUUCUCUGCGUCAUGAGAGCAAUGCUAAUGGCAGCAAUGGUGUCGUUCUCUCACUGGACAGGGGCGAUCAAUUGUUCACACAGCUGUGGGAGAAAAGCUGGGUUUAUGAUGAUGAUUACAGCUACACCAGUUUCAGCGGCUUUCUGCUUUUCCAGUUGUAAUUGUCUACUGAAUCCAAGAUUUAAUAAGACAAAACAAUAUUUAUGUUACUAUUCUCAUAUUGACGAUAUUUUGAGAUGUUUAUCUCAAUAGACACCCAACAUUUGCUAUCUGUGGUCGUUUAUUCACCAAGUUUGUUUCUUCAGAUGUGAUUAUUUUUCCAUUGCAAAAGAUUAU